Molecule: messenger RNA, 3697 nt
Organism: Pseudoliparis swirei
Lineage: Eukaryota; Metazoa; Chordata; Actinopteri; Perciformes; Liparidae
Gene: cbfa2t2
Product: CBFA2/RUNX1 partner transcriptional co-repressor 2
Exons: 11
Coding region: 320-2248 (642 amino acids)
Biological process (GO): negative regulation of DNA-templated transcription; DNA-templated transcription
Cellular component (GO): nucleus
Molecular function (GO): transcription corepressor activity
Source: RefSeq, a predicted model, not a curated record
UUAAACUUCUGUUGCCAUACUGAUUGCUCAGGCUCUGGUUAUCUUGUCGUCGAAGCUUGUUUGUAAUCAUUUCCUUUUGAGAUUUCAAUAAUGAAUGGUCCAUAAUUUCUCUCAAUGUCCACCCCUAAAUCAACUCGUAAAUACUGUGGCAAAUUUCAGAGCUCGGCAUCAUGUCGUAACAUCCCAAGCAGAUUGCGUUUCUUCUCUUUUUCAGAAUGCUGUGGCCAUCUGAGGUUUUUAGUAUUUUCAUUUUUUCCUUUAAAACUUUUCAUCUUUUAGUGAACACCAAAGCAAUAUUCCCAGGACUAGCAGCCAAAACAUGAAGCCAUCUGUUGUUCCUUUAUUUUUCAUCUUGCUCCUAAUCCCCCCAACCCCCCGUUUGCUUCCAAGCGUGGCAAGCAGAAGAAGACACGUCAAAUCCACCUGGAAUGAUUGUGACAGUCGAGAGAAGAAGAGCCCUGCCAUGCCCGGUUCUCCUGUGGAUGCUAAGACUCAUUCUCGAUCGGCCCCCAGCAGCAGCUCCACCAUGCCACCUCUGCCUUCUGUCAGCUCCAGCGGCCCCCGCCCGGCCUCCUUCUCCACCACGGCGUUGACCAAUGGGAAUCACCAUUCCCCGCCAACCCUGAAUGCAGUGCCGUCUCCACCGCAGCGGUACAGCAACGGACCGUCCUCUUCCUCUUCCUCCUCGCUGGCCAACCAGCAGCUGCCGGCCACGUGCGGCGCUCGCCAGCUGAGCAAGCUGAAGCGGUUCCUGACCACGCUGCAGCAGUUUGGCAACGACAUCUCUCCUGAGAUCGGGGACAGCGUCCGAAGCCUCGUUCUGGCCCUCGUGAAUUCGACAGUUACCAUCGAGGAGUUCCACUCGCGGCUUCAGGAGGCCACGAACUUCCCCUUACGGCCCUUUGUCAUCCCCUUUCUCAAGGCCAACCUGCCCCUCCUGCAGAGGGAGUUGCUCCACUGUGCGCGGGCAGCCAAGCAGACCCCGGCCCAGUACUUGUCCCAGCAUGAGCACCUCCUGCUGAGCACCACCAUGGCCUCCUCUCCGGACUCCUCCGAGCUGCUGAUGGAGCCUCCGGAGGCGGUCGCCAAGAGACACAGCCCCAACAGAGCCAAAGAGAAUGGUUUCCACGAACGCGAGCGUCCGCCCCCGGCCAUGGAGCCCGCCGCCAAGCGGAUUUGCACCAUCAGCCCCGCCCCCCGACACAGCCCCGCCCACCCGCUGCCCCUCAGCGCCCAGCUCCACCCGACCCCUCCGCCCCUGCAGCACUACGCCCUGGACGACAUCGCGGCGCCGCACAUCCUGCACCGCGAGCACAGCCAGCGCAUGCUGGAGAUCCGCGAGCUCAAAGACCGGCCCCGGCUGCCUGGCACUAACGGGGGCUACCGCGAGGAGCCGGUGGACCACAGACUGACGGACAGAGAGUGGGCUGAUGAAUGGAGGCAUCUGGACCACGUGUUGAACUGCAUCGUGGACAUGGUGGAGAAGACCCGGCGGUCCGUGAGCGUGCUCCGGCGAUGCCAGGAGUCGGACCGCGAGGAGCUCAACUACUGGAGACGGCGUUCGAGCGAGCAGGAGGACCCGCGCAAAGGAGGCUCGGGCCCCGCCCCCUUCUCGAAGACGCACAGCCCCCACUCCGCAGAGUCGGACUCCCAGCGCGACUUUGCUCCCCGGCCAGGAGCGGCAUACGUUACUGACGAGAUCUGGAGGAAAGCCGAAGAAGCGGUGAACGAGGUCAAGCGUCAGGCCAUGGAUGAGGUCCAGAAGGCCGUCGCGGAGGCCGAGCAGAAGGCCUUUGAGAUGAUCGCGUCCGAGAGGGCCAAGAUGGAGAAGACUCUGGUCGACGCGAAGAAGAAGGCUAAAGAGGAUGCCGUCAUGGUCAUCAAUGAACAGGAGGACUCCAGUGAGUGUUGCUGGAACUGCGGCCGCAAAGCCAGCGAGACGUGCAGCGGCUGCAACGCGGCGCGCUACUGCGGCUCCUUCUGCCAGCACAAGGACUGGGAGAGGCACCACCUCAUCUGCAGCCCGGGACUUCAGGCUCAACCCAAACCCGUGUCGGCCAUCAGCGCGAGCAGGGCGGCGGCGGCCACAGCGGCGGCCGCCGGGGCGUCUCCCGUCGGCCCGGCCGGGGCCAAGGCCCCCGACAGCGUCCCGCCGGCCGCCAGCCCCGGAGGAGACAAGGCGUCGGUCGCUUCUCACUCCUCCACCCCGUCCACCCCGGCCUCCGCCCCCGAAAACAACGGACACUAGGACGCCGAGGACGCCGGUGGUGAACGCGGCGUCGCCUACGCUCUUCCCCACCGGGGGGAAGAAGUGACUCAAGCAGCGGGACGGGGAACUGUUUGUGGGUUAAGUUAGGGCAACAGAUUCGUCAUCACGCGCUUUGAAAACAAAACAAAACAGAUUACGGAUGACUGUUUGAGUGAUAUGUCAACUGGGACUCUGGCGUUGGCAAAGAACAGAAGGGAACGUCUCGAACGCGUCUAUUGGAGGAACAGAUCUCCGGAACAGAUGGAAACGUGUUUGUCUUUGUCCAAAAAAAAACAACAACUCAUCUUGGAUCUGCAAAGGGUGGAGGAAAAACUGCUUUCAUCUCUGGAAGUUAUUAAAGAAGGAGUACGAAGGGAAGAGAGAAAAAAAAAGCAGUGAGGUAUGAAGCCGCCUCGCCUCACGACAAUAUCCUCACGUUGUCGUGUAUAGAUUUUAAGAUGACGAGGUGGUGGUGGUGGUGCAAAAUGGAAACAGUGUAAUAUUACCAGCCAUAAAGCAUCUGUCUUCUUCUCCCUGUAGGAACAUCUGCUCCUGUAUACAUAAAUAUUUGUUCGUCAGGUUUUCAUGCGUGUGUCCAACAGUUCGUGCAGUUCGUGAAUAUUGUUCAGCAUAUGAUGAACGUUUGUCAAAGCAAUAUUAAAAGUGAAGUGUUCAGGUAUCUCAAGCCGUUUCUGCAUCACCAAAGUUUUCAGUCGCGAGAGAGACGUUUCCAUUUCCUGUAAAUGUCUUGUGAACGAAAGAUAGUUCUACAAUAUCUACUUUUAUAAAGAGCUUAGCUCGGGACGCUGGUGACUAUCUUUUCAUUUCUGACCAGUCUUCAAAGAGCAGAGGGCAAGGUGAGGGUGGCUGGCACUCGUUGGCGUCACCAGGUGUGUGUGUGGCGGGCUCGGCCGCUGCUCCGGAUCUUCGCCACCACACUGCAACAUGCGCAUCAGGGGCCCCGUAACACGGCUCUGCCCAAGGACCGCUUUCCACACAGCGAAAAGAAAAGGAAACGAUGGGUUAAAUCUUUUUCUUUCUUCAUUUGAAAUAAUAAUAAAAAAAGACGGGUGAACAUUGUCACCGAUGCUCCCGUUGCCGUGGCGCAGGUUCAGAGCAGCGACUCCGUCCCACGGAGAAUCUCAGGAGGCAGCUAAACUGUGUUUGUAUGUACAGAUCAUUCUGUUCUUUUUUUUGUCGCCGUUUGGUUUAAGUCCAAAGUUUAGACUGAUUUUUUUCAUAACAGACAUUGUUCUUGUUUUGUUUUUCUUCUUCUUCCGUUUGUUGUAAGAUGUACUUUGUAAAGAAUAUUAUGAGAGAAUGCCUUUAUUUUGUGAGCCACGAUUUUCUUCGUUCUUUUAACACGUUCUUUUGUUUUGAGGCAUAACUUCAUACGACAAAAAGAUAUCUUGACAUGAAGUAUGAAAUAAAAAAAUAGAAUUACCUCAA